AUGACGGCUCCUCGCUGCAUGCGGCUUCUACCGCAUCUUGGUCUAAGCAAAGUGGCAGUGGGAGGUCAAGAUGGAGUCCUCCAAGUCUUCUCUUUAAAAAAACAUGAAAUACAGUUCUCCUUUAAGACUUUACCCGGGGACCCGAUCUCAGCUCUUCAGCUUGGUGGCACUAUUGGAGCUCCUCAAGAUAAGAUAUUUGUUGCAUCCAAGACCGAAGUGAGAGGCUUUUCGAAAAAGGGUAAACUAUUUCUGGGCUUGGACACUAACAUGACCGAGCACAUCAAAUCCAUGCAGGUGAGUGGAAUUGACUUGAUGGUAGCCGGCAACCAUCUCUUCAACCACUACAGAAACUGCAAGGACGUCAAUUCUUACCUCUCCAGUGAUAACAUCAAUGAUCUUCAAGUAAUGUCUUUAGAUAAGAACCACAGAUUGGUAUCUGUGCUGGCUUGCGAGGACAGACUGUUACGGAUUAUCGAGAGAUCAGCGAUGAGUCAAACUUUCCCGUUGCACAGUGCUCCAGUGGUACUUAGCCUUUUGGGUGAUACGGGCGGUGAAGGAGGAGAGGGGCUUGUCGUUGCUAUGGAAAAUGGAGACAUUGGUCUUGUCCAAGUGAACAGGACAAUGUCAGAUUGGAAAUGGCUUAUCCAAAAUACUAAGAAGAGAGACUCAGUAAGAUGUAUGUGCUGGUAUGAUCUGUACAAAGAUGGAACUAAGCAGCUGAUAGUGGGCAGGGACGAUGGAAGCAUUCAAAUAUAUGGGGAGCCUUUGGAAGGAAUGGGAGAAGCUUAUAUAGAAAAGUAUAAUUAUGUUUGUAAUGAAAGUAUAACUUCAAUUCAGGCAGGAACAGUAGGAAAUCCAGCUUUCGAUGAAAUAGUUGCAACCACUUAUACAGGAUGGUUUUUUGGUCUCACGACUGAGGUUUUGGAGAAACAAGUAAACUGGGAAAAUAACAACAUGAACAUUAAAAUGGCACCUGAAGAAAAACAAAAGAUCGAGCACUUACGGGUGGAAAUAGAAGAAAUUGAAAGGUCACUAACAAAAGAAAGAGAAAGAUAUCAAAUGACAACAUCUGAAGAUUCCAUUGGGAUGUCGACAAUUCUAAACUUGGCAAUAAAUGAUAAAAUGACAUUUGUUAAGGAUGAUUACGCUUUUAUCCUGAGCUUGGAGACAGAAGCACCAAUUGACAACGUUCUCCUGCAGUCUGACAUUAAUAUUAAACUUCUUGAUGUCGAGAAGAAUUCAGCAGUUGUUAGUCACAGUUAUUGCAGUCCUCAUAGUGGUAACAAGCUCCUGGCUACAUAUCGAUGCCAAAUUGACACAUCAAGAUUGAAUCUCAAUUUGCAAUAUGGCAAUGAGUUUGGUAUGCUAAAUGUGUACGUUACCCCUCACGUCAAACCGAAGACUACUCACUUGAAAACGUACAUCUUGAGGCGGCUGGGAAUGCUUACCAGGAUUCACGACACUGUCGAUUUUGUAUCUUUCCACGUGCUACGGCUGAAAGGAACCUUUACAUUAGCUGAAAUGCACAGCUUCGUUUCCGUGUGUUUGCCUCAAGUUCCUGAUAAAAUGCCAACAACCAAUAAAAUUAUGUACUGUUACGAAUCAUCAUUUAGUGGGACACAGCUGAAGUGCCAAUAUAUAAAAGGAGAAGCAGAAUUUCAAUCAGAUGAUAUUACUAUUAUAUCCAACUUAAAAGACUUUCUCACUCAGCAAGCAACCAGAAAGAAGACACAUCUGGAAAUAAGUUUUGAGUUGAAUACUGAAUGCAUGAAAAGAGUAUUAUCCAAAAUGUAUCCAAGGAUGAAAGAAGAGCUAGAGGAACAAAAACAAGCUCUAUUAUUCGAAGCUUUAAAAGAUAUUGAACAGAAUGAAGGGGAAAAUACAAUGUAUCUUACUCCGUAUUGCAGAAGUAUUAUUGAAAAACAAACUAAAAUGUCUGCAAAUAAAACGUUGAAUUGGAAUAGAUUGGAAAGAAUACAAGAAUACAUAAUGAAUCUUCUCAGUGAUUGGUUUAAAUUCCAACAAGUUAAUGUAAAAACAAAAUUAGCAAAAUUAAAAGAAAAUCUUAACGAAUGCACUCUCGAAGAUAUAAUGACUUUUUUUGAAAAUACUGAAUAUGAUCGAAGUGUCAUUAAUAGCCCAACUGUUUGA
Messenger RNA from Nezara viridula (southern green stink bug), 2151 nucleotides. The record is from the annotation of a GenBank genome assembly. NCBI's taxonomy places the organism in Eukaryota, Metazoa, Arthropoda, Insecta, Hemiptera, Pentatomidae.